GUGGAUUUAAAGGGCUAACGAAAAGGGAAAAACCAUACUUGGCCACACUACGUAACCCAACACACGUAAAAACGUGUGAUAUUAUUAUUAAUUUUAAAAUAAGUAUGUCGGCGCUGUACCAGAGGUUUUUGAAGGUACUUGAAAAGUGGCCAGCGGAUAAAUCAAAAGCCGGCAGGGAUCUCGGCGAGCAGAUCCGCAAGCAGGUGACAAAGCUGACCAGUCUUAAAGGAGGCGCGACGGAUCAGGGUCUGGAUCUUCAGAUCGGAGCUCUCGAGAGGCUGUCAAAUAACGUCUACCUUCGGAAGUAUCCGCGAACCUUCGACUCUACCGCGACAGGCUUAACAGCGGCCCAGUGCAACCAGGUCUUGAGCUCCGAGUUCCUGCAGUAUCUGAACGAGGGCUCGAAGAAGUAGUGGCAGAGAAAUGAUGAAACGACUACUAAUCUCGACUAGACUGAGGCGAGUCCAACGACGAAACCACAGUGAGGCGGCUGCAGCAGCGGCACCCCAACCACCCCACGUUCCAGUGCUCUGCGACACUGCCAUUGAACAUCUUCAACCCCUACCUGGAGGCACCUACAUCGACAUGACCUUUGGAGCUGGGGGCCACACCAGACGUAUUUUUGAGAAGUGUCCUGAGGCGAAGGUCUAUGCUUUGGAUCGCGACCCAGUAGCCCACCAACUGGCGAGAGAACUGAGCCAGAAGGAAAAGUACAAGGGCAGACUGAUCCCUUUGCUGGGAAAGUUCUCGGAUAUACCGAAGCUAUUUGAGGAACAUGGUCUCUCCAGGAACUCACUGAAUGGCAUUUUGUUUGAUUUUGGCUGCAGCUCAAUGCAGUUCGAUGAGGCUGAAAGGGGCUUUUCUAUUUCCAAGGACGGCCCGUUGGAUAUGCGCAUGGAUGGAGGCCACAGUGGCGGAGUGACUGCUGCCGAAGUGUUGUCUAAAAUAGAAGAAACCGAUUUGGCGCGAAUCCUCAGGAUCUAUGGCGAGGAAAAGGCCGCCAAGAAAAUAGCCCGCGGUUUGAUUGACGCCCGUAAAGCCCUCGUACAAAUUGAGACCACAAAACAGCUGGCGGACUUAGUGGAGGAUAUCCUGUCAAGUGGUCCGAGAAGGGAUAAGCUGCAGAGGCCCUCUCACUCGGCCACAAAGACUUUCCAAGCCCUUCGCAUCUUUGUCAAUAAUGAGUUAAACGAGAUCAACUACGGCAUGGUUCUGGCCAACGAAAUCCUCCGCCGCGAAGGUCGUCUGGUCACCAUUACCUUCCACUCGUUGGAGGAUACCAUUGUCAAGCGUCACAUCAAUGGAAACGUCGUGGCUGGUGCCGCCAAUCCCUUGCCUCUCAAAUAUUCCGGACACGACAUCAUCGACGACCCGGAAAUGCUGCAAUCCCUUGUACAAACAAACUGGAAGCCGUUGCACCGCCAUGUCAUCGUCCCAGACGCCGAGGAGGUAGCCCGCAACAGCAGGAGUCGCUCCGCAAAGCUAAGAGCAGCCGUCAAAGUUAACUAAAAGAGCACGUCAAUAAAAUUCCCUAAUCUAGUCCAGAUUCUCCACAA
Molecule: messenger RNA, 1556 nt
Organism: Drosophila ananassae
Lineage: Eukaryota; Metazoa; Arthropoda; Insecta; Diptera; Drosophilidae
Product: ubiquinol-cytochrome-c reductase complex assembly factor 2
Exons: 2
Coding region: 105-413 (102 amino acids)
Biological process (GO): mitochondrial respiratory chain complex III assembly
Cellular component (GO): mitochondrial matrix
Source: RefSeq, a predicted model, not a curated record